UACAGUUUCGCAGCAAAAUGGCGACUGUCAUUCAGAAUCCUCUCAAAUCGCUAGGUGACCAGUUCUACCGGGAGGCCAUAGAACACUGUCGCAGCUACAACGCCCGUCUGUGUGCCGAGCGGAGCGUCCGCAUGCCCUUCCUGGACAACCAGACUGGCGUGGCCCAGAACAACUGCUACAUCUGGAUGGAACAGCGCCACCGCGAGCCAGGUGUGGCUGCUGGACAGAUGUAUACGUACCCUGCACGGUGUUGGAGGAAGAAGAGGAGGCUCCACCCCCCUAUGGACCCUCAGCUACGCCUCUGUGAACUACGACUGGAGGCAGAGCUGGCCCCUAAGAAGGAGCCCUCCCCAGGAGAGGCCACAGCUCUGGAGACCCUGCUCAGAGGGGAGGGGCUACUGGAGAAGAAGAAAGACAUCAUCAAGGAGGACGAGACCCUUCUGGAGAUACAGAGGGUCUUGGAAGCAGACGAGAAUGGGGACGGUUUCCAUGACGAUGAGGACUUUGAAGUGGACACUCCGAAGAGGAAGCAGAGGAAAGGAAGGGGCAGAGGGUCCAGUCGCAGGAGGACAGAAGCUGCCACCAACGAUGAUGUGGAUAAACCUUACGUCUGCGACAUCUGUGGCAAGCGCUACAAGAACCGCCCAGGCCUGAGUUACCACUACGCCCACACACACCUGGCAGAGGAGGAAGGGGAGGAGGAGAGGGAGGAAGAGAUGCCACCGACCCCGCCACCACACCGACCAGACCCAGACCCAGACAACCACAAACCUCAGAGGGCGGCAGACGGCUCCAUCAUCCCUAACGACUACUGUGACUUCUGUCUGGGAGACUCUGACUCCAACAGGAAGACUGGCCAGGCUGAGGAGCUGGUGUCCUGCUCUGACUGCGGACGCUCCGGCCACCCUACCUGUCUGCAGUUCACAGACAACAUGAUGACGGCAGUGAAGACCUACCAGUGGCAGUGCAUCGAGUGCAAGUCCUGCAGUCUCUGCGGCACCUCCGAGAACGACGAUCAGCUGUUGUUCUGUGACGACUGUGACAGAGGAUACCACAUGUACUGUCUGAAACCCCCCAUGACCAAACCUCCUGAAGGGAGCUGGAGCUGUCACCUGUGUUUGGAUCUGUUGAAGGACAAGGCCUCAGCCUAUGAAGAGCCAUAGCAUCACACACACUGACACCAUAAUGGAUUUACAGGCUCAGGGCGUAACGUUCAGUCUCACCUCGUUCACUUUCUCAGUUUCUUGUGUGAGGAGAAAGUGCUACCCUCUACCUCUGAAAUGGAGACACAACCCUACAGAUGCAACACUUCUACAACAUGCAAUCCUUAUCUGCCAAUCAGUUCUCUACCUCACAACUUCACAACCAACCACAGACAGAACCCAACAGGCAAACAGCCAAUUACAUUCCACCAAUGAUUUACCGGGGUAUCAUGUGAUGUCAUAAUUAAGCGACAUAGGUCAGGACCACUUUGAACCAAAAUGUCAUGCUGUGCUAUAAAAAUUUAAAUACACACAAAGAAUAGUAAUUAGUUUAAAUGGUAAUCUGGUUCCACGGUGUUUGACACUGCUGUUGUACCAUAUAGUCUCUUGACCGUUAGCUAACUAGAGAUGUUCUGUUUUAGCUGAGAUCAAAAAAACACUUAUGUGCCUAACAAGGAGAGUUUGUGUCUGUUUGACAAACAUUUCGUUUUCCAGUCCCGUCCUUGUUUAGAUUUCACGGUGACGUUCUUUCAUAUUGCACCAAGACAUAUUAACUAUUUGAAAUAGCAUUAAUCACAGGACUUGUCAAACAUAGUUUUUUAUCUAGGUGGAACGCUAUCCCCCCUUAGGGGUCAUUGCAGCCAUUAUUUUAUAUUUUAGUUGGAUCUUUAGCAAGGUUUUUUUUAAAUCCCAGUUUGUGGUUACUAGGAUACCAAGUAUCCAAUGACAACGAUCUAAACAGUUAUUCAUUUAAAACGGGUCGAAAUGUCUGGUUGUUGUGACUGUUGCUGUGGACGGAUGUUUGAUAGAGAAAGCAACGCAAAACGGUGGCAGGCGUGUUCCACUUCAGAGUCUGCUAUCUAAAUCACCUUUCAUGUUACCAGACGAGAGGUUCUGCAUGUCGUUUCAUAAAAAUAAUUUGAAGAUUGAUCAUGUAGGACAUUGGGACAGUAUAGGACUGCAUCCAUAGACCGUAGAGAGACAUAUUCACACUGGGUCACAGACAUAUACAAAACACAUACCUCGUAGCUCUACCACCACGUUUCAGUCGGUGAAUGGUACAAGGCUAUCGUUCAACUGGCGUGUGGGAUACCUCGCAUUCUCCACGUGUAAUGCGUCCGUUUUUUUUGUACAUUUGUAUUUUAUGUAUUAGUAAAUGUCAACUUGUUUUAUAGGUUUCCCUUCCACUUUGUAUAUCAUUCAAAACUUUUAAUGUAAAACUCCAAAUUAUUAUAUGAUGAUUCACGUUCUUCCCACGUGAACAUGAUGUCAAUAGAUUGCACUGAACACGGUCAUUAUAGAUGACAUUAUAGGACUAUUGGAUAGAUGUAAAAGAACACAGAAAACGUGAACACAAUCCUGAAACAGUGGUAGAAGACCUGAAAUAGUUUUUAGCGAUGUUGUUUUAAAAAAAAAAAAAAUUAAAAAAGGAGAAAAAAAAAGUAUUUAAUGCUAAAAUGAAUGACGGCGUCAUGACUGGAAAUGUCUUACAGCUAUUUUCUUAUUUUGUUUUGUGCUUUUGUGUUUGAUAUUGUUUCUCCUCAGACAAUCAUGAAGUAGACUAGAUACUGCAUAUUGCUUGAGUCCCAAAUGGCACCCUAUUCCCUAUAUAGUGCACUACUUUUGACCAAAGACCUAUGGGCCCUUGUUAACAAUAGUGCACUACUUUUGACCAAAGACCUAUGGGCCCUUGUUAACAAUAGUGCCCUACUUUUGACCAAAGACCUAUGGGCCCUUGUUAACAAUAGUGCACUAAUAUAAGGAAUAGGAUGGCCGUUUUGAGAUGCAUCCAUGAUGUUAAUUAACAGAGUGGUUUCCUUGUUUUCACCCCUAAUGUGGGCAGUUUUAACAACUUCCUGUUUAUAUCACCAUGCCAACUUCACACUCUUGAAAAAUAUGUGUGUCAAUAUAAUUUUGUUUUAUAUUGGAGACCAUCAAUUAUAUAUGGAUAUUAUUUUGUGUCGGUUUUGGGUACUUUGUUAAAAGUUUGAAUGUAUGUUUUAGUUUUUUGUGUUGAAAUAAAGAUUUAGUCCUUGGUUAUA
Molecule: messenger RNA, 3244 nt
Organism: Salvelinus namaycush (lake trout)
Lineage: Eukaryota; Metazoa; Chordata; Actinopteri; Salmoniformes; Salmonidae
Gene: dpf3
Product: D4, zinc and double PHD fingers, family 3
Exons: 11
Coding region: 18-1163 (381 amino acids)
Biological process (GO): nervous system development
Cellular component (GO): nBAF complex
Source: RefSeq, a predicted model, not a curated record